UCUAUUCACACAACACCAUUAUCUGCGCAACAGGAGACGGGGCGGAGAAAAGCGCACGGUUUGGCCGAUUUGCGCACAGCGACGGCACAGGAAAAACUACACAAACACAGAGAAAAACCAGAAAAACCACAACGACUCAGGACACGAUGAGUCUGCGCGGCUCUAAUCCCAAAUUGAAUUCAAUUGGACAGAGGAGUGCCUCUCGACCGGACUUGACUUUUAGAAACGACGUGUUCGUUGGUGGAAACGGGUACCCGAUGGAGUUCCAAGUGGAGCCUGGAUACCAAACCUACACCCGGUCCUUCACCCGGGCCUCCGUGCACGGCGGCGGCGGCGUCGGCGUCGGCGGCAUCAGCGGAGGCACCAUGAAGAUACCGUCCACCAUGGUUGUCGGGGGAGGUGUCGUACAAAGUGCAAACCAUAUGCAGCAGAAAGUUGAUUUUUUGGCAGACCAAUGUGAGGACUUCCUGGACAAAGCCAGGUUAAUCAUCUACAAUAGAGGCUCAAGGGCUGAAGCAGAGAUGUGUUUAUCAAAAGCAGCAGAAUGCAUCGACAGGCUGGUGAUUCACGGGCGAGAAUUGCAAGAAAUGCGUAUUCCGAACGACGUUGGAAGAAUAACUGAAAUGUUCCAACAAAAGUUUGCUGCAACCACACAGAUGCUUGCCGGGCAAGGGACUAUAAAACUUAACAAAGGUGGUCAGAGCAGCGAUGGCGGGCGACUCUUCCAAGAAGCCAUGGCCUGGAUAAACAUGCAGAAGCGCAUGAUUGAGACAGGUGCAUUCGGUGAUGACCCCAGCGCCAUAAAUGAACAAAUUGCAGCCCACAGCAAAUUCCACAGCACUAUUCAAAGAAGCCCAGAAAUAAUGACUGCCAUGAGUCAACUGGCAUCAACAGACGAUAAGUACCACCUCAAUAUCCUGGAACAAGAAACGGAGUCCCUGCAGAAAAUGUCCCUAAAACGCAAGGGUCAACUUCAUGAUCUUCAGAACAUCAUCGAGGAGAUCUCUCAAGCCAUCAUGUGGGUGAAUGAGAGAGAGGAGGAGGAACUAGUGUUUGACUGGGGAGACAAAAACAUCGACAGUUAUGUCCUAAAGAAGCAAGAGAGCUACUCGAGGCUGAUGAGCAGCUUGGAGGAGAAGGAGAAGGAAUUAAACAAGCUGAAGCUGAAAACAAGUUCCCUCCUGAACAAUAACCAUCCUGCCUCCGAUAAGAUUGAUGCCUACAUGGACACCCUACAGACUCAGUGGAGCUGGCUUCUUCAGAUCACAAAGUGCAUCCAAAUACAUCUAAAGGAGAAUUCUGCCUACAGUCAAUUUUUCAAGGAGGCCAACGAAACAUAUUCAAAGCUUCAGAAGCAGCAUGAGACCAUCAAGACCAAGUUCGUAUGUGACAAAAACACCCGUCUGGAGAACCUUCUUGAAAUGCUGAAAAAUCUGGAGAAAGAGAAAGAGCGGAUCAUGGAGAAUAAGAGGCAGGUCCAGAGUUUGGUCAGCAAGUCGAAGUCAAUUGUCAGGCUGAAGCCCCGAAACCCUGAGGAGAAGUUUGUCGGCCCUAUCAUGGUUAAGGCGUUGUGUGACUUCAAGCAGGACCAGAAAAGCAUAAUGAAAGGCGACGAGGGCAUCUUGAAAGAUAACUCUCAGCGCAGCAAGUGGAAUGUGACGGGACCCGGGGGUCUCGACAUGUGGAUACCUUCCGUGUGCCUGAUCGUUCCACCUCCAAAUCCACUCAGCAUCACAAUUGCUAACAAAAAUGAGCAGUAUUAUGAAGCCAUCAUGGAAAUUUGGAAUCAGCUCAUCAUCAACAUCAAGAGUCUCAUCGCCUGGCAGUACUGCCUCAAAGACGUUAACUACAUCAACUCCCUCACCCUUAGCAUGCUGUCGAAGAUGAAUCCUGAGGAGUACCGCAGUAUCAUCAGAAGACUGGAGACCCACUACCAGGAGUUCCUCCAUACCAGCAAGGGUUCUGAUAUGUUUGGGGAAGAGGAUAAGAAAGUCAUACAGGGCCAGUUUGACAAGGCCCAACAGCACUAUGAUACACUGAUUGUCCAGCUGCCCAGCUACAGGGAAGAAGGGGUGAAGACUGAACCUCCAAAGCAAGAAGUCCAAGUCCCAGUUAAACAACCGCCCAAACCCAGCACUGUCAUCAACCUUUCGUGGCUCAGCAAUCUGCAAGAAAUCCGCCACAGGCUGGAAGUGGCCGAAUCCGGCCUCACCAACCAUCUGCACGUUCCUCUGGGGGAAAACAAUGUACACGAGUGCUCUCUGCACAUCCAGAAGCUUCAGGGUGCGCACCAAGAUCUAGAGUCGAUUUAUGAUCAGUACAGGCAUCUAAAAGAAGUGAUUAUAAAGCAGCUAAAGGGGGUCCCUGCAGACUCAGAGCAUGCCAAGUUCCUCCGCUCUGAACUGGAAAUAAUUAACCAAAAAAUAGGAGGCCUCCGGCAGCUUUACUCGGUCUACCUUCAGAGACUGACCUCACUGAAGGCCUUGCUCCAAAGCCUUCUCCAAGCAGAGGAUAUUAUUAAAGUUUACGAGGCCCGACUGACGGAGAAGGAGACCAGUUCCACGGACAUUCAAGAACUGGAAAUCCAUCGCAGUGCCCUAAGGAACAUGAAGAGCGAACUGGAUCAAAAACGGGACCUGCUGACUUCCAUGGAGUCUCACUUGAACGAUACGAUGCACCUUAACAGUCAGAUUUCGGAUUCGUUCCACAAAUGUGACGUAGAUUUGUCCAAGUACUCCGAACUGGUGAAACAGCUCUCAGACCGCUGGUACCGCAUCCAGCACCAGAUCGAUAACAGAAUGCUGGACCUGGACAAACAAAGGGAGCAUUUAGCGCAAUAUCAGCAGGACAGACAUUCCAUGGAGCAGUGGAUAGACAAUACCAGGAAACGCCAAGACAACCUUCAGAUGGCCAAGUUCACUGAUAUCCAGACUCUAAUGGACCACCUUAAUCAACAAAAGGUUCUUCACAAUGAGAUCAAAAGCAGGAAGGAGAAGGUAGAGGACGUGCAGAGGAAUGCUGAAACCUGUGCCACCUCCAUAAAGGACUAUGAGCUGCAGCUUGCUUCUUACAGUUCAGGACUGGAAACUUUGCUCAAUGUCCCAAUCAAGAGAACUUUGCUCCAGUCACCUGCUUCAUCUGUCAGAAGAGAGGCCGGUGAACUUCAGGGACAUUACAUCGAGCUGCUUACCCGCUCCAGCGAUCAUUACAAAUUCCUGGGUGACUUUCUGAAGAACAUGGAAGAGCUCAAGUUAAGGAACACCAGGAUUGAGUUGCUUGAGGAGGAACUGAGGAGUCUAAAGGAUGAGCUCCAAGAUCAAAAACAAAAAAAUAGAUCUCUGGAGGACACCUUGGCCAGCUACAAGCUGGAGCUCAGUCAGUAUAAAGAUGAUCUCCUUUCAAUGCAGGAAGUGAAGAGAACCACAGUACUGCAAGUCAACGCUGCCAAGGAGAGCCUUGAUAGCACGCAGAUCCAGAUUCAGAAUCUUUCAGACGAACUGAACCGCGUUAAGUAUCAGCUUGAGGAGGAAAAGAGGAAAAGAAGGCUUGCGGAAGAGCGCUACACGAGCCAGCAGGACGAGUAUGAGGCGGCUGUCCGUCGCAGGCAGAAAGAGCUGGAAGAGAUCAGCUGGAUAAAAAUAGAUCUAGAGAAGUCGGUGAAGGACAGAGAACGUGAAAUUGAGAGGCUGAAGAUGCAGCUAGAGGAGGAAACAACACGUCGCAGAAAUGCCGAAUCAGAUAUAUCAAAGGUAAGAACACAGUGCACCCAGGAGAUAAGUCAGCUCAAACAGACAUACGAGACAGAGAUCAACAUCAGCAAGACCACCAUUCUCAAAGUGUCCCAGCAGAAAGAUGACGAUGCAGGACAGUUGAGGCUACAAGUGGACCAGCUCACUAGCGAGAAGAGAGAUCUGGAAGAAGAGCUCAGGAGACAGAGACAGUCCAUUGCUCUCAUUGAAAUGCAGAGAAGCAAGGCAGAGCAGGAGGUCAGCCAGCAGAUGGCCUCAGUGACGCAGGAGACGAGGGUGCGCACUGAGCUGGAGCUGCAGUUGAGAACGCUCAAGCAGCAGAGAGAGGAAGAUGAGGUGAAAUUGAAGGAAGCCAAUAAAGGCAAUCAGGAAAAAUCCAGACAAAUCAGUGUGCUAACGUUUAACCUGGAGGAAGAAGGUAAAAAGAGGAGAGCUCUGGAAUUGGAACUCAGUCACCUGAAACAAGCCGAAGAGCAACUGAGGGUAAAGAACAACUCUUACCUUCAGACAAUUAACAAACUCAAAGUGACUGAGCAAGAGAUCCACAUCACCCGAGUGGAGUUGGAAAAGCAGACCAGCGAGAAAACCAAGGCUGAGCAGAGUUCUUCUAGGCUCCAAAGCCGUAUCAGGGAACUUCAGUCCUCUCUGGACGGGGUGGAAGCUGAGCUGGAAAAGCAAAAGAAGGCGGCGCAAGAGGAGUUCACCCGUAGAAAGCGAAUGGAGGCAGAGUUGGAGAGGAUGACGCGUACGUGCAGAGAGCAUACCACUACAAUCAACACACUAAAAUCCGUUCAGAUAGAGGUCACAAACACUGGGAGGAAGUAUGAGCAGGAUAUGAGGUCUCUCCAGGACGAGCUGGACAAGAGCCUGAGGGAUCAUAAAAUCACCAAGGAAGAACUGGCGACAGUGACGAAUGAACUCAAAUCACUGAAACAAAAACUCCAGCAAGAGCAGGUGCGGGUUCAUGAGCUCAACCAGCGCAACGAAAGCCUGUAUAAGACCAUCGAGGAGAAGAGCCGCUGCCUCAACGAGCACACUACAGAGAUUGAAAAGCUGAAGACGCUGACACAGAACCUGACCAAAGAGAGACUGAGGUUGGAGGAAGAGCUGAGGGCAGUGCGGCAGGAGAGAGAUGACGCAAAGAUGAGCAAAGUUGCUAUUGAUGCAGAAAGCAGCAGUCAGAUAUCUGCCUUGCAUGUCCAGCUUCAGACUAGCUCCAAGAGGACAUCUGAGCUCCAGUUGCUCCUCAGCGACCUGACCACCGAGAGAGAAAAGCUUAAAAUGGAAAUAGAAAAAUUCCAAAAGCAUUCAAUUGAGAACUCCAAGUUGGUACAUGAGUCCCAAAGCAAAUACAGUGACCUAGCACUGGAGAGGGAUACCUUGCUUUCCAAGCUUAAACUGCUGGAGCAGGACAAGAACCGCAAUCAGAGAUUAGAAGAGGAGCUUGUACGCCUCAAGCUCACUCUUGAAACCGAGAUUCGCAGCAAACAGCGUUUUCAGGAUGAAAAAAAUUCUAUCCUUAAAGAGUUCAACUCUAUGAAGAGCCAGUAUGAGUUUAAAGAAAGCCAGAUUAGACAGUGCGAGUCAGACAGGGACAAGGCCGAACGAGAGAGGCUCUCUCUUAAGAAUGAGAUUGAGAGGCUGAUGAGGGAGCUGAGCAGUGUGGAGGAGAGGUACAAGAGUCGUCUCUUGAUCUCUGAAAAGGAGGCGUCUGAAUUGGCUCUAAGGAGAGAUGCCCUGGAGAGAGAGAUUCUUAGACUGAAACAGAAACCAUCUUCAUUGAACAUCCACACCCAGACAGAUGAGAAGGUGAUGACGAUUGACCCAUCAAAGCUUGUAUUUGAUGGAGUGCGCCGCAAAGUCACAGCCCACCAACUUUAUGAUUGUGGUAUAAUCAGUAAAGCAACCCUGGACCAACUGCUAAAUGGCAAAAAGACCGUGGAAGAAGUAGCUGUGGACAUCCAGGUUAGUCUAAAGGGCACCGGCAUUAUUGCUGGGAUGAGAACAGGUUCUCAGGGGAAAAUGCCAUUCACUGAAGCCAAACACAAAAAUCUCCUUAGCCCAGAGAGUGCUCUCAUGCUCUUGGAAGCUCAAGCAGCAACGGGCUACAUUGUGGACCCUGCAUUUAAUGAGAAGAUGCCUGUAGAUACUGCCUGUUCAAGAGGGAUUGUAGACACAGAAGAUAGAGAUAUCUUGUUGAAAGCCGAAGCGGCCAGCACAGGGUUUAAAGAUCCAUACUCUGGCAAGGUGCUGUCUGUGGGACAGGCUUGCAAAAAAGGUCACAUUGACAAAGAAACUACCAUACGGUUGCUCCAGGCUCAGGAGUCUGUUGGGGGCAUAUUAGAUCCCGUUCUGAGUGUGUACCUUUCAAAAGAUCUGGCCUUGGAUCGCAAUCUUAUAGAUGAUGAUCUCUACAGGGCUUUGAAUAAAAAGCCUACCUCCUACCUGGACCCAGCAACAGGAGAGAAAAUCACAUAUACUGACCUUAGAAAGAGGUGUACAGCUGAACCGGUGUCUGGUUUGCUUUUGCUCCGUGGUCCGGAAAAGUCUGUGACAGUGAAGGGUAUCCGCGGGGAAGUUUCUCUCCAAGAGCUAGUGAGUUCUGGGCUGAUAGAUGAAAAGGACAUGGAAAGGCUCUCCAAAGAAGAUAUUGAAGACAAGCUCAAGUCGUACCUCUUUGGCUCCACUUGUAUCGCAGGUAUCUAUGAUGAGGCCAAUGACAGAACAAUGACUCUCUAUCAGGCAAUGAAGGAAGGAUUGCUAAUGAGAGGAACCACCUUAGAGCUUCUUGAAGCACAAGCGGCUUCAGGCUUCAUUGUUGAUCCAGUUAACAAUCUUUUCCUAACAGUAGAAGAAGCCACCAAAAGAUGCAUUGUAGGGAAGGAGUUCAAGAACAAGCUCCUGUCAGCAGAAAAGGCAGUAACUGGAUACAAAGACCCAGCUACAGGAAAGACAAUUUCCCUCUUUCAGGCUAUUACGAAUGAUAUUAUUGAGAGAGGUCACGGAAUCCGGUUGCUUGAGGCCCAAAUUGCCAGUGGUGGAAUUAUUGACCCAGUGCACAGCCACCGUAUUGAUGUAGCUGUUGCUUAUAAAAGAGGAUAUUUUGAUGAGGAAAUGAAUGAGAUCUUAAGCUAUGAAGGAGAUGAUACAAAAGGGUUCUUUGACCCUAAUACCAAGGAGAACCUGACCUAUCUUCAACUGAAAGAGAGAUGCAUCAAAGAUCCAAAAACAGGGCUAAUCCUCCUGCCCCUCAAAGACAAGAAAAGGGCUCAACAGUCAAAGGAAAGUCGCACCAAUGUGCUACGUAAAAGGCGUGUUGUGAUUGUAGACCCUGACACAGGGCUUGAGAUGUCAGUCAGGGAAGCUUAUCACAAGGAGCUAAUUGACUAUGAAACAUUCCUAGACUUGUCAGAGCAGGAAUGUGAGUGGGAGGAAAUCACUAUCACGGCAUCAGAUGGGUCCGCACGUUUAGUCAUUGUGGAUAGAAAAACUGGGACUCAGUAUGACAUUCAGGACUGUGUAGACCGUGGUAUCAUUGACAAAAGAACAUUAGAUAACUACCGUGCUGGAAACCUUACCUUGACAGAGUUUGCUGACCAAAUUACCAGCAGGACCAGCAGCACCGAGAUGACUAUUACGGCCAAUAGUGUUGAUGACAUGGUCACAUGUAGCAGCCCCACCUUAGCCACACCAACUUCCCCAACUGUUCGUAGACGCUUGAACAGCAUCUCAAUUACUGUCUCCCCUCCCGGAAUGUUUGAUGACCAUAGCCCUGUAGGAGCCAUAUUUGACACAGAGACCUUGGAGAAAAUAACUAUUCUUGAGGGGCUCAAAAGAGGCGUUGUUGACACUAUUACAGCACAAAGGUUGCUGGAGGCUCAGGCUUGUACGGGUGGUAUCAUUAACCCUGCAACUGGUGAUCGUCUGUCACUUGAAGAUGCCGUCCAUCAGAGUAUUAUUGAUGAAAACAUGGCUGCUAAACUGAAAGCCGCCCAGAAAGCCUACGUUGGGUUUGAGGAUGUGAAAACCAAAAGAAAGCUCUCAGCAGCAGAGGCAGUAAAGGAGACCUGGCUACCUUAUGAGGCAGGCCAAAGGUUUUUGGAGUUUCAGUAUUUGACAGGAGGUCUAAUUGAACCACAGAAAGGCCGUCGCAUCAGCAUUGAAGAGGCCAUCCGCAAAGGCUGGCUAGAUGGUAAAGGGGCGCAGAGGCUGCAGGACACCCAUAACCAUCCAAAGAAUUUGACCUGUCCCAAGACUAAGCUGAAGAUCACCUACAAACAAGCCAUGGAUAGCUGCAUGGUGGAGGAAAGCAAUGGAAUGAAGAUGCUGCAGGCCUCUUCUGUGUCCACCAAAGGCAUUAGCAGUCCUUACAAUGUCUCCAACCCAGGAUCUCGCUCUGGUUCAAGGGCUGGUUCUCGCACCGGCUCAAGGAGUGGCUCUCGCAGAGGCAGUGUUGAUUAUUCUAGUUACUCCUACAAUUUCUCCUCCAGCAGUGUCAGCUACAGCUGAAACAUUCACUCCUAGUGCAGACCAAAAAAAAAAGAAAAACUCCUUUGUAACUUUACUGUUUUAUUCCUAUUGUGUCUUAGUUCAAAUAUAGCUGGGUUUCAUUUUUCAAAUAUUUAAUCAGACUUGGAAUUUAUACACUAUGAUUUACCUGUUUGCAAUUUUGGAAUAGUUGGAUUUUAACAUUAAAUGUUGACUACUAUUGACUGUUGUCAAAACUUGUCAAACCAUAGCUGCCAUAGCUUUUUCUAGUAAUUAUGCUAGAUUAACACAUUUAAUUUCAAUUUUGCUCUUUGUGUUCCAAUUAGCUUCAUCUUUCUAGUGGAGCUAUAAUUGAUUGUUUUCUUUUCUUUUUGACGUAGAAUUUAUUUUAGCUUAAUUUGUGUAUUUUGUUUUUUCCAGAUUUUUUUCAUUUUUUUUGUGUAUCACAAAUGCUGAUGUUUUGUUCAAAUUUAAAAAGAUAACACUAUAAACUCUUGCAAUUCAAAUAAAGUAGUCAUAGAGAGUUCUAAUACAUCUUUAUCCAGCUGUUGAGAUCCGUAAUAUUCCUUAUAAAUUAGGAAAUAACUCUAUGAAGAGAAGAUAGUGUGUACUGUUAUUGGCUUUUUUGUAACGUAAAAUAACUAUGUGUUUUUGUUUUUACCACAAUUAACCUGAUCCAUGAGGUUUUGAUCAGAAUUUAUUGCAGCUUCGUGUGUUUUGUUUUUCACAGACUUUAUGUAGUUGUCUGCAAAUACUGAUGUUUUCUUGGAAAUAUAUAAACAAAAAAUACUAUAAACAUUGUAACGUUUUUGUCAUAAUUUCAAAUAAAGUUAUAGAAAGUUA
Fundulus heteroclitus (mummichog) is the source of this 9080-nucleotide messenger RNA. Its product is annotated as desmoplakin. Gene Ontology annotation, molecular function: structural molecule activity; protein binding. Gene Ontology annotation, cellular component: intermediate filament; plasma membrane; cytoskeleton. Gene Ontology annotation, biological process: intermediate filament cytoskeleton organization; cell-cell adhesion; wound healing. The transcript is spliced from 24 exons. Bases 147 to 8258 code for a protein of 2703 amino acids. NCBI's taxonomy places the organism in Eukaryota, Metazoa, Chordata, Actinopteri, Cyprinodontiformes, Fundulidae. The record is from RefSeq and is a predicted model, not a curated record.